Molecule: messenger RNA, 276 nt
Organism: Ectocarpus siliculosus
Lineage: Eukaryota; Phaeophyceae; Ectocarpales; Ectocarpaceae
Source: the annotation of a GenBank genome assembly
AUGAGGUUGCGCAACAAGUCCUCCUCUACGCCUUCGAAGCAGGCGGCCACGCCUUCGAAGGCUGGAUCUGUCGUCCUGCCCCUGGAAGAAAUUCAGGUCUGCAUCGCCGACGCCUUGACGCACGUGUUCGGAGACAAGAAGAUCGUCGGUACUUUGGUAGACAAGAUGGCAGGGACUGCGAGCCAAGCGAAGGCCAUGAGCGCAGUAGUGACAGCCAUCAAUGCCAACUCCAGGGAGUUCAUUACUGCCGCCAAGGACGCCGGCAAAGAAGCAUGA